Messenger RNA from Effrenium voratum, 2460 nucleotides. NCBI's taxonomy places the organism in Eukaryota, Dinophyceae, Suessiales, Symbiodiniaceae. The record is from the annotation of a GenBank genome assembly.
AUGCAGUCUUCACCGUCGGUGUGCAGAGUGACCUCCACAGGGCCCUCAGCGCGGUCCUACACGCUGGGCCUGACCUGGGUGACGCUGAGCACCGCCAGGUGUGGCCCGAUCAACGCAGCCCACCCCUUCCCCAGCAUGCACCGGCUGCAUGUGGAGGUGUCCCCCAACGGUGUGCAGUGGAUCUCGACGCCGCGGCCCAUUUCUCUCUUCGAGCACCCGCACUUCUACAGCAUGUCGCCUCUGGUGGCGGCGGUGCACUCCCCUCGCUGGAUUACUGUGCGGGGCAUUGGCUUCCCGAACAUCGUGGGCAUGAAGAUCGCUGUGGAGAUUGCGCCGGGCUUCUAUCGGCAGGCGCUCCGCGUGAACCGCACGGCCUUGCGCUUCCGUUCUCCCGCGACGGCUUCGCCGCUGAACGCCUCGAUUUGGGUGACCUUUGGGGGAUCACCGGCCCGGGACACCGGCUUCAUCCUGAGGCUGGUGGAUUCCCCCACCGUGUCGGAAGUGACGCCUCCAGCCAUCAGCGUGGGAGAUCCGACAGGCACGGAUACCCGGCGCCCGGUGAACGUGUAUGGCACCAACUUCCGAACCACGGACGAGUGCAUCUUCCAGUCGGUGUCCAUGGCCACACCCACACGGGUGCCUCUCUCCAGCUACAUCUCCUCCACCCACGUACUGUGCCUGGCGCCAGGCGUGGCACUGUCAGAUGCGCUGGUGCCGGAUCCUGCCGAGAAGCCGGUGGACCACUGCGAGGUCUAUGCGUCUCUCCAGGUGCGGAUCAACAGCUUGCGGGACCAGGUGAACGCCAUGAAGGUGGAGCAGCUGACGCGGUCUCCAGUGCGCCCAGGCUGCGAGGGUGGCUGCGAGGAGAGAAACCUCACCUUCACCGAGAACGGCACCUUCAUUCCCUGGUACUCGGAUCUUGGAGGAGACCUCGAGACCUUCAACGUGUCUCCGGGCAACAUGUCAUCUCUUGAGGUGUCUCUUUGGCCUGCGAGUCCUCUACAGGUGGCAUUGGAGCAGGAGCAGGAGCAGCUGAUUUUCGAGGCAGGCGUGGAGUACCUCAAAUGCGUGGCACAACAAGCAUCCCCCACGGUGGAGGUGCGAUCCACCGGGGGCUUCCUGCUGACGGCUGUGUGGUCCCCGGAUCUCUUUGAGCAGCCCAUCGUUACAGUGGAGGAGUCCUUCCCGGUGCGGCUGCUGCCGCGGCUGGGGAUCUCCUCUGUGACACCAGACUCCGGCCCAGUGACGGGAGGCACUCUCAUCGCAGUGAUGGGAAACGGCUUCACGCAGCAGGGGCGACUGUCCUGUGCAUUUGACGACAAUCUCUACAUGCCAGCCCGCUACUUCAACGAGAGCUUGAUCUACUGUACAACACCAGCAUACCAUCCUGCAGGAGUUGCAAAGCUGAAGGUGGCCAGUUGGCUCCAUGAGCUCUCGGUGACCUCCGUAGACUUCACCUUCUAUCCGAAGUGGGUAUUUUCUCUACGCGAGGAGUCCGCUUGCUUUGCUGGAGGGGGCGACAGCGUUGUGCUCUAUGCGCGCGAGGCGCAGUUCUUGCAGUGGCAGUACUCUGUGUACCGGGCGCUGUGCUUGUUCACAGCCGCUGGGCCCCCGAUGCGGGUCUUCGACGCUGAGGCCACGAUCUACUCCUGGAACGAGACCAUGCGGGUGGUUUGUCCCUGCCCCGCAGUGGCCGCAAGCUCCGGCGACUCGAUGAAUGUCUCCAUCACGCUGGAUGGCAAAUCGACCAUCAGCGAUGUACUAGGCCAACCAGUGCAGAUCCUCGCGCCACCUGUGGUGACCCACACGACGCCGAGCAUCUGGACCUUGGGAACAGACUUGGAGCUUCAGAUCACCGGCACCGACUUCCCGGCGCAGGUGACAUUCGCCUGUGGUUUCUACGCCCCCCGGGCCGAAGGCUACAUCUUCGAGUCCUUCCACUGGAUCCAGCAAAGCGUUUGGCAGGGCCUCAUCGAGGACAGCUGCGACCCGGUACCGGUGGCCGACUACACCCAUCAGUGGCAAGACGUGCGUGAGUCCCACUGCGCACUCGCAGGUCUCAACGUGUCCUACGAUGGGAACCUCCUGGUGGUACCAGCUGAGCGCUUGAGCGCCCGAGAGCUGCUCUGCCAUGUGCCAGCCGCCGUGACCGAAAGGGCGCAUAUGGUGGCCAACCGCUUCCUGGUGUCGCAUUUGCUGGCCAAGAAGAGUACAGGUUUUAUCACGCAGGUGGCAGAGCUGCCCGACCUCCAGUUGCUGCCUCCACCACAGAUUGGCAAAGUGGAACCUGAGGUGGCGGCGGUGUUGGAACGGAACGACAGCAGCAGUGUGGAGCCUCUGCUGCUGCGAGUGAGCGGCGCGUCCGGAAGCCCAGGCAAUACUUCUUACAGCAUGCUGGGCGCAGCAGAAGGAAGAGGCGGGCUGUUUGCCUCCGUGCUGUGGGAGGCUGUCAUAUUAUGA